AAACAUUAUAUUUUAUAUAUCGUUUCUAUUUCUAUCGUGCGGCUUUCUUUUUGUUGGAAUAAAAGUUUCGCCGCAAAAAUUGCAAAUUUCAAGCUUCGAAGAAGUUUCUUCAGUAUUAAGGUAAGCUGCUUUUAGAGUAUAUAGUAAGCUGUUUUGAGUUUCUAGAGCAUAUACAGUCUCAUGUAUUCAAUUGUUGAGAUAAUAUAUAAAUAACGUCCUUUAAUUUAUAUUGUAUUUUACUCAUUCACUGAUAAUGACUAUCUGAUUCUGGUAUUUUUCUUAACGUGUAUUCAGUCGGUGAGAAUAUGUAUUUUAUUUAUAAAGCUUCGAUCACAUGCAAUGCGGCUAUUAAUAUUUUAUACGUUUGUCCUCUCAACGACAAUUAUGCCGCAUUUGUUCACGUCCUUACCUUCGGAAGUGAUAAAUAGCAACAAAUGACGAUAAUAAACAUUCCUUUGGUGCAAUUUUAGUGUAAAAAAGUUAAAAUGAGCAAGUAUAACCAUAGGAUGGUUGAAAUAUAUUGUGGAUUGAAAACCGAAAAAUCUAUUAUUCCGCCAUUAAAAUCACAGAAUAGAAAAUAGACCAGAAGCCUCACUCAGCCAAAAUUAUGUCCGAGAUUUUUUUAUGCGCCAGCAAGUGUAAUCACGACGCCAUCAAACGCGAGCAACGCCAUCAAUUGCCAUCACUAGGUCACAGAAUAAAGACAGAAGUGUAACUUCCAUUACAAAACCGUAAGGCGCUUUUUUACCGAAAUAGCUGGCGGCCAUGUUCUUAGUAAGUGCCCUAAAGAGAGGCAUUCACCCCCCUGGAAUAUUAAAUUUUCAAUAUGUUUUCAGGGGGGUGACUGCCUCUCUUUAGGACACUUACUAAGAACAUGGCGGACUGAAAAAAUCCCUUAUGCACUUUUAAUAAGAAGAUACCACUUCUGUAUGUCUUUAUUCUGUGACUAGGUAUUAUUCACAGUAAUAUUUUCACAAUAAUUGCAGAAUAUGCAGCAUACACUUUGAGCUGAGCAUGUCUUGCAAAUUUCAAGAAAAAACGUUGAUUUAAAGAAUUGACGCUGACGAACGCUGACGUGAUGUUCUCAGCAAGUGUCGCACAUGUUAUCUAGCGUGUGAAAUUCGUGAUCCGCAAGGCGAAAAUCGCGGACACGAAAAUGUUAGGGAAAGAUAUACAGUGAGACUUCUGGUCUAUUUUCUUUUCUGUGAUUAAAAUGGCCGCCAAGCAGGUUUGGGUGCACAAUGCAUUGUGGUUCAUACUUCAUAAUGAUUCUUCCUCCCGAUAUAUUAAAGAUGAUGUCCACUCCGAACUGCGCAUCAGUUCUGCUCAUAACAAAGGGGAACCUCUAGCCUGCGUAGCGCCUAUCAGAGAAAGGACAGCCUGCACGAAACCCCAUGCUUUGCCGUAUUUACUCGUUCUCUCUGAGGACGAGAAAUCUGAUUGGUUCAAAAUGAAAAACAUAUGCUAAUUUAUGCUAAAAUUCAUACAAACACGGUGGAUGUACUAUUGAGAGGCGUUUCUUUGAGUUUUGCAUUCAAAAGAGCUUAAAGGCCACGAUUUACGGUUCAACAAUAAAGGUAUUUACGAACUUGGUUGACAAAGCUCACGAAGAGAAAUAGACUGUGGUGUCUUCGGAUUGCUGUCUGUUAGCAGCGCCUCUAUCACAAGCAUGUUCGUUUUCAUCAAUUCAUCGACAACAAAUAGAUUUUUUCUUCAUGAUUUUGUAGCUAAAAUUUUGUGCCAGGAGAGAAUUGCUGUAAAUGCUUAUGUCUUAUGAACAGGAUUUGCUCUUUCUCUGAAGUGAUGGCUUUAGACAACCUUUAAUAUUCUCUUCUCUGCAUCGCUUGAAACUUUAAUAACAUUUAAUACAUCACGGUUGACCGCUGUCGAAACUAUAAAUUAUAUUUGUAUGUGUGCGAGAAAGCUACGAAAUAUCGUAGAUAUGGACUGCAAACUACUUGUGACAACGAUGGAGAUUGCCCUAGGCCUAGCGCUAUUCCCACUUAAUUUUCUUUAGCCGACAUCCGUAUAUUAUUAUACACUCAUGCGCAUUUAACCAAUCAGUAAUCGUUGAAAGGGUCAUGUGCCGAUGCAAUAUUUUACGAUAUUGGACAGGAACCUAUUGGGCAGUUGCGAAUUGUGGCUUUUUUCAUGGUUUUUCAACCCUUUUCAGAUGUUUUGUCAAUUUCAAACACACGACAAACGAUAUGGCAGAAUAUUGAAAAGAAUUUUGGACAUUAAUACAGUUUUUUCUACCAGUUUUGUUUAAAAUUAUAAAAGCGCGGGAAAACUUGUCUUCGCGAAAUUUAUUUGUUUGCAACAGCCUAGAAGUUAGUAAUAUUAUUUUUUUCAUUAAAAUUAGGUCAAAUUUCCUUUAAACAUACAUGGAAUUGAGUUUAUUUAUGCACACAUAUUUGUAAAAACAGGUUUAUUAACUUUUUUUUUAGUUAUUUAAGCAAAUUCGCCGCCGAUAUAUGUAGUAAUGUUGUCGCUUUAUUAGUCUCGCUGUAUUUACUUUAUUGCUUAUUGACAAUUUUUGUUAUAGAAUUGUUUUGUUCGAUAUAAUAAAACUCCUAUUGGAUUCAUCUUCGCCCAAUAUGGCAAAAUAUUAAGUCUCGACUUCAAUAUUAGGCUCGACCUUCGGUCUCGCCCAAUAUUGAAGUCUCGACUUAAUAUUUUGCCAUAUUGGGCUCAGAAGAAUCCAAUAAGAUAUAUUAUUUUGUUUUGAAAUUUGCGAAACAUACAGCAAUCUAUAUUUAUAUUUCAUUUUGACAAGUAAAUUUGCAAACAUAAACAAUCUGUGUGAUUGGCCAAUUUUGACAUCUAUUUAAAGUGGGCGUAGCCCGCAGGCUAAGUGGGUGGAAAUGGCAAAGCAUGGGGUUUCGUGCAGGCCGCUCUCCUUUCUCUGAGAGUCGCUGUGCAGGCUAGGGGACCUCCAAGAAAUAAACAUUGCCCAAAUUUUGCAUUUUUCGAACUAUUUUGAAUUGAAACGUAGAUUUUAUAUUCAUUUACAAGCAUGGCGAACCAGAAAAGUGUUAGAUAUUCAGUUAGUAUAUCAUAUUUUACAAAUAUAGCAGUUGAAAAUGUAAACAAAGUUUGAAAAUAGUUUUGUGUUUGCUAUAAAUGUGUGUGUGUUUCUCAUUGUUGCUAACAGUGGGAAAUUGUUUUCUUUUUAUAUUUUUAGAAAUGACCACUACAGCUUUCAAAUUCCAGCUGGGUUCGGAUGUAUGCAACAACCGUAUCAAUAGGAAGGUUAAGAUACACCGGUUUAUGGGUACGAGUAUCGCCAUUUUGUUUACCAAUUUUUGCUGAUAUCAGCAUUUUUACCCGUAAUUUCUACCGUUUCCCCGUGGUAAACCGUGGUCUACAUGUAAAAGACAAACGGGUAUGGGUGUUGUCUGUUUAUUAUUUAUGGCUGUUUAAAUAGAAAAAACUUCAAUAUCUUACCCAAAUAAAUAAUGUACAUAUAUGCUCGUCAAAGUGUUCAACAAUCUAUGGCAAACCUCAACAGCAAAAGUUACCAUUAUCUGAUCGGUUUUCUCACGGCGGAUGUUCCCCAAUUUACGGGUAUGUGUAUAUCACCCGUAAACCGGAACCGGGUUAUCUUAACCUCUCUAACGUUGAAAUAACGUAACUUUUCCAUGGUCUCUGUCAUGUGAAAAAAAUAUUCAUAAAAGCAUCGGAUAUACAUUUUGAGAGCAAUUUUAAAUUGGAAUUAUCUUGGAAAGAUACUAUACUUCACAAGUGUAUAACAUUGUUUUAAAACUCGUGUCAUCUGAACACUGGAACACAAAAACGAAGAAAUCUCUGAAGAGAUAUCGCCUACUAUCAAUAAACGUUCUUGGCUGCAAAGUAUAUUGCGAAAAAUGAAUUUCUUGGAAAUGGUAUAAUUAAUACACUAACAUUUAAAUUAAGGACUGAUUGACACACCAGAUUUGCUAUGGAAGCUACUAAAAUUAAAGUGUAUAUUUGUGUGAUAUGUUAAUUAUAGCCUAUCUUUAAUCCAAUAAAAUUGGUCAUUUUGUGAAUAAAAUUAUUCACAUUAAGCAUUCUUUGUUUUUGAUCAAGUAGACGCCAUGUACGCUACAGCGUACCUAUUUUUGUUAAUUGCAUGGCUCUUAAAGGGAUAUGGGAAUAAAAAUUAACUUUGAAUUAUUUGAAAGAACUUUUAAAGUUAGCUAUGUAUGAAGACCCUUUACAACUUUUUCGUACCUUGCUUGGUUUUCGAAAUAUUUUGACCAAAAACAGUGUGCAGCAUUUUGGUAUUAUAAUUGACCUAAUUAACUGAGUUUUUAAUGACGUCACAAGCAGGGUAACCUUCUUCAUGUGGGACUAAAUUUCUUCGAAAUGAAUUUUUUCGGUGUUGGUGUAAUGUACUCAGGUGAAUAUGAUGUCGAUUUUUACAGAAAAAAAAUCAUGAUUACUAGAUUACAUCGAUAUCAAAGGAACUAGACUUGGUUCCGAAAUAUCACAUACUCGAACCGACCUGACCGCGUAGCUCAGUUGGCAGAGCAUUGGGCUAGUAUUCCAAAGGUCGUAAGUUCGAUUUCCACGGUGCCCAGGCAUAUUUUUCAAGCUUGCCCGGUGUGGAUAUACUACACUCAGUGACAUCACAAGCAUUUCUUCGAAAUGUUUCUUAAAAUGUUGUGAGUUAAUAGACAAUUCCCAUUAUAGACUAAUUUUAAAACUAGGCAAGGAGACUCGAAUAAAUCACCACAGCUAGAAAGAGCAAACUAAAAUUUGCAAAGUUUGGUUAUGAAAUGUUGUAAAAUGCGGAAAAUAUAGCCUUGCAAAGUUCGCAUAUUUUGUAUACUUUUGUAUUGCGUGCGGAAAUUCCUACCACAUUUAUAGGCCGAAAAUGGUCGCACGCAAUACAAAAGUAUACAAAAUUUGCGAACUUUGCAAGGCUAUAUUUUCCGCAUUUUACAACAUUUCGCAACCAAACUUUGCAAAUUUACUAACUUUAGUAUGCUCUUUCUAGCUGUUGUGAUUUAUUUGCAUCUCCUUGCCUAGUUUUAAAAUUAGUCUAUAAUGGGAAUUGUCUAUUGAGUACUAAAAAGACUUCGGAAAAUCAAGUUUCAUAUUGCUAAUGACAUGUGGUUCGCAAGAUAAAAAUUUCGCUUUUUACCCAACUUGUGACGUAUGUAUAUCAAAUGCAUAUCCAAGAUGGCGGAAUACACGCUGCUUUUGAUCAAAAUAAGUCGAUUUAUUUCGAAAACCAAGCAACAUACGGAAUAAUUGUAAAGGAAGUUUAUUUUAAAUGUUCUUUCAAAUAAGACAAACUUAAUUUAUAUUGCCAUAUCCCUUUAAUUGAGUAAUUCUCUACAUUAAGAUUUUGGGCAUCUCGUUCGAUAGAACUGAAUGUAGGUGAGAUUUUUGUAGAUGGAAUUUUCGAACGGAUUUUAGACUAAAAUUUAUAGGUCAGAGCUCUGCACCAGAAUCGCACGUUCCAUUCCUGCUGGUGGGCCUAAAGUUGCAGUUGGACCGGUUUGAACGACCUUCAUAAUUGUAGGUUCCCAAACCUAUUCUAUUACGCCUGUUUUACAGGAACUACACUGGUUGCCAGUUAGGUUUAGGAUUCAUUUUAAGAUUUUACUUUUAACUUUCAAAGCUCUUAACGGCUUGGCGCCAGAUUAUAUUAGGGAACUUAUUAAGAUAAGGAAACAUGAACGUUACUCGCUCCGUUCCAAUUCGGGUAUUAUCAUCUCACAUCCAGUGGGGAAGAUGUUAAAAUCAUUCGGAGACAGAUCUUUUAGUGUGGCUGCGCCAACACUCUGGAAUUCACUUCUUGUUAGCCUGCGGAGUAUCAGUUCUCUUUCAAUUUUUAAAUCCUCGCUGAAAACAUAUCUUUUUAAGCUAGCUUUUAGCCUCCAUUAAAUGUAUAUAUUUAAGAUAAUUAAUAGUUGCAUGUAUAAUAGAGUGUAAUGCGCUUUUGAUCAUUGUAUGUAAAAAGCGCAAUAUAAAUUAUUAAAUUAUUAUUAUUAUUACUGGUAGAAAGAUGUUUGUGGUGUUACUCUGAGUGUGCAUCCACACCGGGCAAGCUGAAAAGUUUGCCUCACCACAGUAGGAAUCGAACCCGCGACCUUCGGGAUACUAUAGUCCAAUGCUCAGUUCCGAAAUAUCACCAACACGAACCGAUUUGACCUGGUAGCUCAGUUGGUAGAGCAUAUUCACCUGAGUACAUGACACCAGCACACGCAAAAAGUACCCAAAAGAUAAUUGUUUUACUUUGCAUUUUAGUAUCAAGUACUGGAGAGAACGUUGUCCAUUGGUUUAGAAAAGAUCUACGACUCCAUGAUAAUCCAGCUCUUGCGGAAGCAUGGAGGAAAGGAGGAAACUUCUAUGGUGUUUAUAUAUUUGAUCCGCUUGUUUUUCAAAAUAAGAAUUCUUCUGUCAACCAUGGUAAAUUUCUUCUUCAAUGUCUCCGAGAUCUUGACGCUAAGCUUCGUGAAUGUGGUUCAUUUUUGUAUAUUAUCCGCGACUCUCCCAUGGCAGCCUUCAAACAAGUCUUUGGGAAGUGGAGAGUGACAAAGUUGACAAUGGAGGAAGAUACAGAGCCGUAUGCAAAGAAACUCGAGGAUUCUGUUGUUGCUUUAGCAGGGAAAUAUGGUAUACGGGUCGUCACUAAAGUAUCACAUACGCUUUAUUCUAUUCCUAAGUAAGUUGAAUCUCCUAAUAUUUUAAAUUAUAUUAAAUAUUAUGUUAUAUUAUGUUGCAAUGUGGGGUUUUUUUGUUUUGCUUUUUUUUGUUGUGUUGCCGUUAGGGCACCACAGCUGUGAAAAUUGCUUGCCCUGAAUAAAAUUGAUUUGCCACAAGAUCUUGAUCCUGACCUUGAUGCAGUGAACUAAAUUACAGAAACAAAUGAGUCGCGAAGGAGUUUGCUUUGCUGUAAACUUCGCAAACUAUGUCACAUGUUGAUAGUUUACUCGAAUAUCGAUAACUUUGACGGGAAGCACCAAUGACUUUGAAAUGGGCGGCUUUUUUGGCUAAUUUAUAUGUACUUGCCCGAAUGGUAUACUAGCCCGAACGGUAUACUGGCCCGUGAUAAUUUGAACUAGCUUUGUGCAUGCGGGCAUCACAGGAAGCAAUAAGUUACAUCCAGGGGUGUAUAUUCUUCAAUGACCUUUGAUUUCUCCCCUCUCUUCAGCUUUGAUUUUCUUCCCUGUAUCUUGAAGAAAUUUGGGCGCGGCAUCGGAGUCUGGGCUCCACCUUUACUAUUCCAGUAAUUUUUCUACGAUUUAAAGAAUUAUUUUCGAAAAAACGUUUGGUUCAAGGUAGAAAAAUGAUGUUACAAUGCUGAUUUUGACAACAAAUUUUUCAGUUUAUGUAGAACUUCUGCAUCUCAAUGAUAAACAGCACAACAAAAUAAUUGAUUAUUGAUAUAUUAACUAGAGAUGUUUCCAUUAAAAAGUACUCCUCUCUCUAAAUUACGUUCAUUUUUUAACAAACGUUUUUAGUUUCACAAACAUUAAUAUAUAUUCACUUUUUUAAAAUUUGAUUUAAAUAUUGACAUUAUGUUCCAAUUCCCCUUCCUCUUGCCAUAAAAAGUCAUACUUUGUCUAUACCCCUCCCCCUCCUUGCUGACAUAAUAUGAGACUGAUCCCCAAGUGUUCUCAGUUCUUUUUCAUUCUCAUCCCUUGUUCUUUCUCUUCUUUUCCUUUUGCCCCCUCAUUUUCCUUUUGCCCCCUCAUUUUGCUUUUGCCCUUUCCUUUCUUUUCCCUUUGUUCUCUUCUUUUCCCUCUUUCUUUUCUCUUCCCUUCCUUUCUUUUUCACUCUUCUUUGAAUUUCUUCCCUGGCCCUAAGACCCUUUGAUUCCUUCCCCCCCAGGGGGGGGGGGGGAAAUUAUAGAAGAAUAUACACCCCUGGUUACAUCACUGCAAUAUCUCGAGUGUUUCUAAAACAAUAUUUCUCUCAACUGUUCUUCCACGAGAUAAAUUCAUUUGUUUAAUAAUAAUUGCUUAUCAUCUUUUGCAGUGUAAUUAAAUCCAACGAUAGUCUGCAGCCAUUUACAUUCAAACGUUACAUCGCAACAGUAAAGAAGAUUGGUCAACCUGACAAUCCCUUGCCUCCAUUAGACGCUGUUUCUUUUCACGGCUGUUUCAGUCCUGUUGUGCCAGGUUAUGAAAUGCCAUGUGUGGAGGAAUUUGGUAUGACUGAAGAAGAGUUUGUUGAAGGUUCGCACGUUUGGAAAGGAGGAGAAGAUGAGGCAUUAAGAAGAUUUGAUGCUCUUGUUAAAUCGGUAAGUAAGUGAAGUGAAGUGAAGUGAAGUGAUGUGAAGUGAGAGUGAUGUGAUGUGAUGUGAUGUGAUGUGAUGUGAUGUGAUGUGAUGUGAAGUGAUGUGAAGUGAUGUGAAGUGAUGUGAAGUGAUGUGAAGUGAUGUGAUGUGAUGUGAAGUGAUGUGAUGUGAUGUGAUGUGAAGUGAAGUGAUGUGAAGUGAUGUGAUGUGAUGUGAUGUGAUGUGAUGUGAUGUGAUGUGAUGUGAAGUGAUGUGAAGUGAUGUGAUGUGAAGUGAUGUGAAGUGAUGUGAUGUGAUGUGAUGUGAUGUGAAGUGAAGUGAUGUGAAGUGAUGUGAAGUGAUGUGAAGUGAUGUGAAGUGAAGUGAUGUGAAGUGAUGUGAAGUGAUGUGAUGUGAUGUGAUGUGAUGUGAUGUGAAGUGAUGUGAUGUGAUGUGAAGUGAUGUGAAGUGAUGUGAAGUGAUGUGAAGUGAAGUGAAGUAAAGUAAGUGGGGUGUGCUAAUCACCCUUACUUGCUGCUUGGAGCUAAGCUGAAUUACAUGUACGAGGGACUCAGCUCAACCUGUGUCGAUCUGUCUGAUCACGGAGCACAGCUAUACGGUGGAAGGGUCAGUUAGGGAGAUAAUCCCAACCCACCCUGUCAACUUUCCCUGUGGGAGGAAACCCGAGUACCGGGAGAAAACCCACGACUUUCGGUAGAGCGUUGACUGACUCUUUUCACAUAAGUGUCAUGCAUGAGUCCGUAGCGAGAAUCGAACCCACGAUCUCAGAGGUGAAAGACGCUUGCUGUGACGACUGCGCCACAAAGCCCCGGUAUUUGAACUAAAGUCCCGGUGAAACGAGGAUGAGAGUUGAUGAGAGUUGGCAGUCACGUAAUGUUACAGAGGACAUUUCAAGCUCUACAGACUAACAAAAUAAAAGUUUUAUUCAUCAGUAUUUCAACUAUGUUUGUAAUUUGGAAAGAACAUGCACGAGUGAGUUUUUCAAGGACUAUCAAAUUUGCACGAGAGUGCAAUUUGAAGUCUUUGAAAAACUCACUAGUGUACUGUUUUUUUCACCAGAAACCAUACUAUUACUUAUUAAUAAUAUACAUGAAAAAAUUAACGGCAGCCAUUUUUUUUACAAAAAACCGCCGGCCAUUUUUGUCACUCCUAAGAACUCCUAAAUGUUUAUUUUUGUAUUAUUUCUGCUGGAAAUUGCUGUAUUUUAUUGGCUGUCUUUGUUAUUGUUUCAUAUUUUAAGCCAAUCAGAAAGCUAAAUAGUCAAUGAAAUUUGCACUGUAUUUCAUUUUUUGGCGCUGUAUGGCGAAAAAAAUGCACUGCUCUUAGCCAAUCAGAGUUGAGAAAUUUUUUCAUGUAUAUUAUUACAACGUAAAUAGAAUACAUGACAGUGUUGGGAAAGCAUUAAAAACAGUUAACCAGGAUCGCGUGACUGCCAACUCUCAUGCUCUUUCAUCCUCGCUUGACCCAGGUUUCCUUAAGGUUUCGCAGCAUUCGGAGGUGAAUAAUGCAAGGAUAUCCGGAGCUUAGCGACCAUACACUCAAAUUGCGCGAAAAGCACUAUCCACCUCCAGAGUAUAUGCUAAAGCAUUUUGCUAUCCGGCCGGAUACCGGAUAUUGGUUAUGUAAGAUUCAGGCCUUAUCAUUUAAGGUUAAAUUAUUAUUUCCAUUGAUUAUAAAGUGAUAGGAAAGAACUUCACAGUCCACGUGAGUCCAACAUUGGUAAACAUGCAUGAUUGGAAAAGUCCUACUCAAAAAGUUCCAAUUUCAAACCCACUUUUUCGAAUUUGCUAGCGAGCAUGAAAAAUCUUGAAAAUAUUGCCAAGUAAAAUAUGAUAGAUACUCGUACUUUUUAAACCAUAUUACAUCUUAUUCAUUUCUAACCUGAAAAGAUGGCCUGAACCUUAAGUAAAAAAUGGCCGGAUAAUUUAUAUAUCCGGCCGGAUAAUGAGAUUAUCUCGCUCUCCGGCCGGAUAUGAUAUCCGUUGCAUCCCUAUAGCGAGAAUGUGUCACUGAAAACAGGGUGCUAGCUAGCCCACAUAUACUGUUCGUUUGACGGACUCUUCCCAAUUGAAGUAGCUAAGGGGCUUUCCCAACUUGGUCUACUGGAAGAUUUUCAUUUUUUUUAUGAGAAAGUGCAUUUUAUAUUAUUAUAUCAAAGAACGUUUUAUUUACUUUUUCCCAUUAACUAUUUUCUCAAAAUGUAUCGCGUUUCAUUCAUAUUGGGUGUGUGUUCACUGAAAUAAAAUGUACAAAACAAAGUGUAAUCGGUGUGCAUCCGUGUUCAUUCACCUGAAAUGAAAUAUACAAAACCAAGCUACCGUUGUUUGCAUCUAAGGAGAAACACGUUGGAAAAAAACACUAUUUAUUCCUACACAAGGACUUUGAUCGGUCACAAAACUUUCCCAAUUUACGUUUAACGGACAAAACUUUUUUUCUGGCUAACACCCUGGAAAAGUACUGUAUGUACAGAAGAAACGCUUGUUAAACCCGAUACUUUUUAUUCUCAGAUUGAAAGUGGCCUUGAAGAAGUGGAUAAUGUUGGAGAUGUAUGCUUUCCUAAAGUUACUGCGUUAUCUCCGUACAUGCGUUUUGGAUGUAUUUCUGCAAGAUUGAUUUACCACACCUUGACAAAACUCCAGAAGAAGGUACGUCUUGGCAAAUUUGAACCUCAGUACUACCUCCACUGUUGGAAAAAUUCCAUACAGUCAUGUAAUAUUCAAUAAGCUGUUUCUACUACACACUGUAUGUGCUCAGGAAAACCCCUGGCAAGGCCCAGUGAGCGAUUGUAGCCUCCGGGAUGUUGCUUGAAACACUGUCAUCUAAGCAUGCAGCCAGAACGCUUUCUUAAAUUGGUUGUUGACUGGUGUAACCCAGAUUAACUUUAUAUAAAAAUUCAAGUUUCCUUUUAUUAACAGACAAUUCCAAUUAUAGACUAAUUUUAAAACUAGGCAAGGAGAUGCAAAUAAAUCACCACAGCUAGAAAGAGCAUACUAAAAUGAGUAAAAUUGCAAAGUUUGGUUGCAAAAUGUUAUAAAAUGCGGAAAAUAUAGCCUUGCAAAUUUUGUAUACUUUUGUAUUGCGUGCGGAAAUUGCUACCAUUUUCGGCCCAAAUGUACCCUGGUUCCAGAGGUUUAAAAUAAACCUCUGGUUGAAAGCGGCAAUUGAUUCAUCGAGUCGCGCCAAUCAGUUUGAAUUAGGGUCAGAUCCUGACUCUGUCUCCUGAUUGGACGAUUGUAUUAAAGCUUUCUGAUUGGUUAUAGAUGUUUUAUUUGAAUCAAUCAGAGAGCUUUAAUACAAUCAUCCAAUCAGGAGACAGACAUUUUAUGGUCUUGCAAGCUUAAUUGUUGUGUCUUGAUAAUUUAUUAUACUCUAGAAUCAUGAAAAUAUAAAGAGUUGUCGAAUAAAAUUCAAUAUUUUGGAUACUGACAUGCAAACAAACCCUUUGUUUACAUACGGACAUAUAUUGCUUCAGCAGUUGACAUAUAUAGAGCUCAGCGGAAACAUAUAAAUUAUAGCAUCUGACCAAUGAGAAUUUCGCGUCAAGAUUUGAGACGCAGACAUUAAAAUUCAUUAGUCAUCGAUGCAGGCUCUCAAUUCACCUUGAGAGCCUGUUCGCAGGCUAGGUACCCGGUGGAAGCGCUAUCCGUCCUUCGUAGAACCGCCCCCAGUUUUCUAAUAUGUUUCUGGUCCAUUUUUAGAUGACCAACAAACAGUAUGUCCUUAAUGUCCUGAUGAAGUUGAUGUUUCGUGACUUUUUGUUCACGCUUGGUCAUCGAAAUUUCUUCUUUGAUAAAAUGAAGCAGAAUCCUGUUUGUCUUCAGAUUCCAUGGGAAUCAAACGGAGACUUUCUUCAAAGAUGGCGCGAGGUAAGCAGGAAAUAUAUAAUACCUUUCCAGUCGUCGCACUGGUUAAUGUUUGUGUAGGCAAUUAUGCUCCUUGUUCUAACUUAUAUUCAAGUUAUUGAAUGAAUACUUUUCAGAAAUCUGUACCUUAAUUCAGUCUUAAAGAACGUUUUCCACUUCAACCAUAUCGUAAAGUAUCGUUGCAUUUUCUUUUGUGUCGAAGUCAUUAGUUCCACUCUAGUGCUCAGGAAACAAAGAAAUACUCUAUGUUUCGCUACGUUACGGUUGGAGUGGAAAACAGUCAUAUGUUUGUACCAGUUCAAGUACGCGGCAAUAAUUUAUCCAUUGAACUACCAUGCAGUCAGGUGCGAUAAAAAAUCUUGAAUUAUCGCACCCUGAUCUACCAAAACCCUUCAACUACAUCAUAGUUCCCCUACUUCUGUUGUCCAAAUUAUUCUUCCACACGUUUGUUUUCUACACGCUCGUUUAUGUCACCAUCUGUAUAUUACUGUAAGUUGUUUUCCCUUAAUGAAGUGUUUAAAAUUUAGGCGAAAACCGGUUUUCCUUGGAUCGACGCUGUUCAAACACAACUACGUAAAGAAGGUUGGGCAAAUCAUCUUGGACGACUGGCGGCAGCGUGUUUCUUAACCAGAGGUUGUCUCUGGGUAUCCUGGGAAGAAGGAUUUAUGGUAGGUACUUCUAUGGGUGGGUUUCACCAUGGAUAAUAAAAUAAAUGGAUAGGACUCUAGCUGACGUAAGCAAAAACAACCUAGUUGCAAUCUGUGACGUCACGCGUAUUGCAAAGUUCUCGCCAUUUUUGUUGUUUCGCUAUACUUUCCGCUUUAAAAGAGUAAUAUUGAAGCAUAUACUGGUCUAAUUGUUUUAAAAACAUGCCUAAGCCACGACAAAGUAUUCAAGGUAAAUGUUUUUUGUCUUUGUUUUGUAUUUUUUUACAUUUGUAGCUACGAAAUUGGCGUCCCCAAUUUUAACGAAAUUUGGGAUGCCUUUUUCACAGUUUAGUGCUUGAAAUAUUUGCUAAAAUUGACUGGGAAUACUUAGAGAUUUCAUCGUAGAAUGGCAUGGUUAUAUUCAUUUGCUCUUUCACUAAAAUGUUUACCUGUAUUAUUGCUAAACAUGCCGUUUUUGAGAAUUUGGUUUGCAACUAGGUUUCAACAUCCAAUCACGCCGUCAGCCCAUUGAAAACAUUAGGUCACGUCAGCUAGUUUCCUAUCCAUUUAUUUUAUUAUCCAUGGUUUCACUGAAGGAAGGACAGGUAUUGGGGUGACUAAAGUAUUCUCCAUUUUUAUUGACUUUAUGUUUGGUGGCAAAUACAUGUAAUGUAAAAAAACAUUUAGCAUCAUUUUCUCACUCAAGUGUGCAUACUUUCAAAAUGACCACCAUGCAGCGACGAACACUUCUCGAAAUAUUGGGGCAGCACAUUUUUCAUGCCCAAAAAGUCAUGCCGAAUUAGGUUACCAAUAUAUGACCACCUUUUGUCGCUGGAAAUCUUAGUUAUUUAAAUUUCAUGCAAUUAUACCUUAAUUUUUAGCCUAUCAAUGUUUUCAUGGUUGAAAAAUUAUUGUUGCAGCUUUGUUACACAGUCAUGCACUCAUGCAGCUAUUCAAAAGCUUUCAGAAAUUGCCACCAUGUGUUGCACCAUAAAAACAUUUAACUGAAACACACCUAUACACAAGCACGGCUUUGGUUUGCAUUGCAUGUCAAAUUUUGUCAGAUGAUCGAUCCAAUUUACACGACACAAUGUCAUGCUGAACCAGUGCCGUAUCCAGAGUGUAUUUGGGUAUACUGUUCAGUGACAAGAUUCAAGGCACGGAACCCUCUAGAGGGAGUGAAAGAGCAUGUACCCUUUGGCAAAUAAUUAAAUGUAGUGCCUCAGAAAUGGUAUUUUCUGCAUUCCAAGAUAACAUUCUGAAACGUGAUUUUAAGAAAUCUAGCCGGCUGCUCCAUUUCAGAGUAUUCGGAUUUUUGGAACACUAAUGAAUAGAACAGAACAAGGUCACGUGACUGUUCUGAAAUACUUUUGAGCAUGGGCAGCCUGAACAAUUCAGAACAGUGACAGUCGUGUUCGAUUCAGUAGCGAAGCAACAGGUGAUGAUAUGCAAAUAUUUAAUGAUUUCCAUUAUUCAAAUAUUUAGAAAUGUAUUGUCUUUAACCUGUUUAGGUGCAGGUUUAUUAGCAUAGCAAAUGACCAGUUGCCAUGGCUAUAGCUUCGUCACUAGUUCGAUUUCAUUGGUGGUCCCCAAAUCCGGAGUACUCCGAACAGUAAAUGGAGCAGUCUGUUAUUACGUAAGAAGGUUUAUGGGACGGGGGGACAGACUGGUGUACUGGUGCCUCUUCCGUCCCUCCCCCAGUUUACGGCCCAAAGAAUGAAUGGAAAUAUUUUCUCACCUGACAAUUCUUACCCAGAACAGGCAGCAGUUGCUCUCAGAAUACAUAAGUUGUUCCUUUGACACUUUGUUAAGCACACAAGGAGAACCAUGCGUUCAGUAUGAGUGACAACCUUACAGGUUAAUAUAUUUUACUGUAUGAAUUUUCCAGGCCUGUCAAGAAAUGCAAAUCGACUUUGAAUGGAGUUUAUGUGCUGCAAACUGGUUGAUGAUUUCCUGCAGUUCAUUUUUUGUCAAAAGUAAUAAAUAUUACUGUCCUGUGAACACCGGGAAACAUCAUGAUCCACAGGGAAUCUUCAUAAGGUAACAUUACUUUUUCAUGUUUCUUAAAGUGAUUGUCAAGUUUGUUCUGUUCAUGCGCGUUAGUUUGUACAUUAUAUGGUUUUAAAUACGAUACCAAAGAUUAAAUUCAGGUUAGAUUUCUUGAAAAUCGUUGUUGCCUGGAAAAACAUCGUUGUUAUCAUGGAAAAACAUUGUUGUUGCCAUGGAUUUUUUGGUUUAAACUCGGUACCCCCCGUUUUUGAAGCCCGGUCAAGUACAUUUUUCACUGCCUUUCAAUGGAAGGAAGGGUUUCGCUGGCCUCAGAGUGACAAUACUGUAUGUAACAAAGCAACGGUUUUACUAACACUAACCCUAUUCCACACACUAACUCUAACCAUAAUCGUAACCCCUAACCUAACCCUUCUCUAAGUUUGUUUCUAAACCAAUCUUGAAGGAAAACUUUUUGACGAAUGUCAUUCUGAGGUCAGCGAACUAACUUUUCCCUUAUUGGAAAGCCGUAUCUCUGCGAAAAUCAUUGGAAAGUUAUGGACAGAUUUUAAAGACUACAGACAGGGACUACAGCCCCUCCUGCCCUUUCCUUAGAGGGAAAAAGUGCCCUUUUAAUAUAGCUAAAACAAAAAUUUACCUUAACCAUUAACAGCACUAAAUAUUAUACAAGGCAAAUGGUGUGUUUAAUCCUUGAUUACGCUAGUCAAUAAGACGCAAAACCUCUUUCCAGGCUAUUCAAAGGUCAGGGUAAGAGCCUGGGAACGAAGUCGGGUUGUGAGGAUUAGUCCUAUGGGUCCGGUUGUACGAAGGCUGAAUAGCGCAAUCCACCGGAUAUGGAGUUUUUCAACCGUUGAAACGCUAUAAAGGCCCGUUUGAACUUUUUGCUGCGAUUUCUUCUGCUGAUGCAUGUAAACGAGUAGAUAAUUUUGAGAUGAGGGAAUACUCUGAACAUUCAUAACUCAUCUACUCGUUCACAUGCACCAGAAGAAGAAAAUCGAACUAGAAGUCUAAACGAGCCUUAAAAUACACUUGCCACAAGUCGGCCUCGAACGAAACGCGAGCAGCGAGCGACGAAAUCGCUCGCGCGAGACCUCGCGACUUCGUCGCUCGCGCUCGCUGCUUGCGUUUCGUUCAAGGUCGACUUGUGGCAAGUCUAGCCUUAAAACUGCGGAUACAAUUAAUAAAAUGAAGCUUUAAUUAAUGAGUACUAAAUUCUGGUUUAUACCAAUCAACGGAAAGAAAGCUUCACAAAAUCACUAUCCGGAUAGUUCUCUUAUCUUUUGCUUAUCCUCCCUCGCCCUAUUUAUAAUCACUAGAAACAACUUCGAAACGAUGCUUUGCAUGUAUAUUUUACUAAGCAGUUGGCAUACUUACUCUUUCAGGAAAUAUAUUCCUCAACUGCGAAAUUUUCCUGAAAAGUACAUUUACGAUCCUUGGAAUGCCCCUCUUGAAGUGCAACAAGCAGCAGGAUGUAUCAUUGGGAAAGAUUAUCCAAUGAGAAUUAUUGAUCACGAGGCAGCCAAACUUGUGUGUGCUAAACGAUUGCGUGAAAUGGUUGGUGAGCUACAAGAAGGAAUAUCAACAUCUGUCUCGUAAGUAUUGGUUAAAAUCUAUCCCAAGGUGUAUUAGCCUUCGCCCAGGUACAGCUUCUGUCGAACCUCUAUUAAGGGGACUCCUUCGGGACCUCACCAUUGUGUCCGCUUAAAGGGGUGUCCGCUUAAUUGAGGUUUGCAACUGCUAACACAGCAGGAGGUAUCGCCCAAGUAAUUUAGGAACAGUAGUGAUCAAAGAUAAACGUGUCAAUGGAGUGGCUCACUGGCUGGUUAUGGUGUGGAACGUCCCUGCGAGUUCAUGUUUCGAGGAGACAGUUGUUCUUGCAAUAGACGACUUGCAUGUUAAGACUAAUUUUUGAUCUAGGCAAAAAAAAAGUAAAUUCCCGUAAAGAACGUAUUAAAAUUUGUAAAAUUUGGUUGCGAAAUGUUGUAAAAUACGGAAAAUAUAGCCUUGCGAAGUUUGCAUAUUUUGUAUAUGUUUGUAUUACGAGCUGAAAUUGUUACCAUUUUUGAACCGAAAAUGGACAAAAUUUGCAAACUUUGCAAGGCUAUCUUUUUCAAGCUUUGCAACAUUUCGCAACCAAAUUUUGCAAAUUUACUAAUUUCAUUAUGUUCUUUUUAGCUGUGGUGUUUGAUUCCCUUCUCUUUACUUAGAUUAAAAUUUAGUCUAACAUGCAAGUUGUCCAUUGCUUGAAAGACAAAUUAAAGAAAAGAAAAGUUUGUUUUAGGAUAUUAGCUCAAGUUAUUAGCGUUUAUAUCGUCUUUGAAAAACUCACUCGUGCAUGUUUUCCCAAAUUGCACUCGAAACCAUAUUGUUACCUAUACAAAUCGAUUUUUACCAUUGAUUGUUAUGAAAAUUUAAUUCAGGAAACAUUCAUCAGUUACGUUUUUCUGCUUAAGCGAGGUUAUUCGGCUCAUUGGGACCUCAAGUUACGUGUCCGCUUCCGCUUAAUAGAGGUGUCCGCUGAAUAGGGAUAAAGAUAAUAGUAUUUUAUUUAAAGAGGUCAUUGCGACCGGAGAUAUGUGCCCGCUUAAGAAGGGUAUACGCUUAAGAGACGUGUCCGUUAAUAUAGUGGUUCGACUGUAAUUCAAUUUGUCUUUUUGUAAGCUAUAAAAUGUAAAAGCGCGAAAAGUACAAUGGACUUGUAUAUGUAAUCAUUAACGUAUGGAGCAUGAAUGUUGUGUCAUACACAAUCAAAAAGAGACAUAUGCAUUUUCAUGUUUUUGAGGUCCAGGUUUUGACUUCCAGGACCGGUUUUCAAACCUCAAGUUUGCCUCUUAGUCUGCUGGGAGUUCUGACCUGGUCUUAAAAUCUGACUUUGUCUUAGUCGUCACAUCUGAACGAAUCAUCUUGUUCAUUAUGUUACAGGCUUGGUGGUGAUAAUGAAGACGAGUUUGUGAGAAAAAAGAAGAAAAACUUUCAUGUUGGGGAGAUCACAGCAAUUCCCGUUCGCUGAACUUUCUCCAAAUAACAAAUGUCUGGAAAAGAUGCCUGUACAAAUCAUGCAUGCACCUUUAAAAACAGUGUAGAAUUGUUUUACAUAUCCUAGCACUGUACAUUAUUUAUAUUAGAAAUAGUGGUUAUACGUUUGGCUGUUAAGGGUAUAUUAAAAUAGGUUAGACUAAUUUAAAUAUGGUUGGGUUCACCAGGGCUGUUAUAGAGGGGAGUUUUCCUGAUUGUAUAAAAACGUACAUAUUGUUUGAAUGUGAACAUCUUGUUUUGCUGUGUACUAUGUUAUAUAUAUGAUGUAAUAACAGUGAAUUCAGUAUCUAUUGAGCUGUUAGACCGACGGAAAUAAACUAAUCAGUUCGAACGCGU
Molecule: messenger RNA, 18125 nt
Organism: Paramuricea clavata
Lineage: Eukaryota; Metazoa; Cnidaria; Anthozoa; Malacalcyonacea; Plexauridae
Source: the annotation of a GenBank genome assembly